Molecule: messenger RNA, 2580 nt
Organism: Phaeoacremonium minimum UCRPA7
Lineage: Eukaryota; Fungi; Ascomycota; Sordariomycetes; Togniniales; Togniniaceae
Product: putative vacuolar atp synthase 98 kda subunit protein
Exons: 4
Coding region: 1-2580 (859 amino acids)
Biological process (GO): proton transmembrane transport; vacuolar acidification
Cellular component (GO): vacuolar proton-transporting V-type ATPase, V0 domain; fungal-type vacuole membrane; vacuolar proton-transporting V-type ATPase complex
Molecular function (GO): ATPase binding; proton-transporting ATPase activity, rotational mechanism
Source: RefSeq, a predicted model, not a curated record
AUGGCUCCAGCACGGGAUACUCCGUUCCGCUCGGCGGACAUGAGUAUGGUGCAGCUGUACAUUUCCAACGAAGUUGGCCGCGAGGUCGUCAACGCCCUGGGCGAGAUUGGUCUGGUCCAAUUCCGGGAUCUUAAUGGCGAGCUCAGUGCCUUCCAAAGGGCCUUCACCCAGGAGAUCCGGCGCCUUGACAACGUCGAGAGGCAGCUCCGUUAUUUCCAUGCCCAGAUGGAAAAGGCAGGCAUUCCGUUGAGAAAACUCGAUCUUGAUGUCGAAACCCUAGCUCCGCCGACGACCACUGAGAUUGAUGAGCUUGCCGAGCGAAGUCAGAGCCUGGAGCAUCGCGUGUUCCAGCUUAACGACAGCUACGAGACACUCAAGAAGCGCGAGGUCGAGCUCACGGAGUGGCGAUGGGUCUUGCGCGAGGCUGGCGGAUUUUUCGACCGGGCACAUGGCAAUGUCGAGGAGAUCCGAGCCUCCACCGACGAUGAUGAUGCUCCCUUGCUUCAGGAUGUCGAGCAGCAUACCCAGGCCCCGGACGUUGAGCGUUCGUUCUCGGGCAUGAACAUCGGGUUUGUCGCUGGUGUCAUUGCACGGGACCGCGUGGCUGCGUUCGAGCGUAUUCUCUGGCGAACGCUACGUGGUAACCUGUACAUGAAUCAGUCCGAGAUCCCGGAGCCUCUCAUCGAUCCUUCCAACAACGAGCCUGUCCAGAAGACUGUCUUCGUCAUCUUCGCUCACGGCAAGGAGAUUCUCGCAAAGAUCCGCAAAAUUUCCGAGUCUAUGGGUGCUGAGACUUACAACGUGGACGAGAAUAGCGACCUUAGACGAGAUCAGAUCUUCGAGGUCAACGCUAGGCUGAACGAUGUUCAGAAUGUCCUGAGGAACACACAGCAGACCCUUAGUGCCGAGCUUACUCAGAUCUCUCAAUCCUUGGCCGCUUGGAUGAUAUUGAUCAACAAGGAGAAGUCGGUCUACAACACCCUGAAUCUCUUCUCUUACGACCGUGCACGGCGGACUCUGAUUGCUGAGGGUUGGUGCCCGACGAAUGAUCUACCUCUGAUCAGAUCAACUCUUCAAGAUGUCAACAACCGUGCUGGCCUUUCUGUCCCCUCCAUCAUCAAUGAAAUCCGCACGAACAAGACGCCGCCGACAUACUUGAAGACGAACAAGUUUACGGAAGCAUUCCAAACGAUCGUCAACGCUUAUGGUACUGCAACGUACCAAGAAGUCAACCCCGCUCUCCCCGUUAUUGUGACGUUCCCUUUCCUGUUCGCCGUCAUGUUCGGUGACUUUGGGCAUGCUUGUAUCAUGCUGAGUGCUUCCCUGGCUAUGAUCUACUGGGAGAAGCCACUCAAGAAGGUUACAUUCGAGCUGUUCGCUAUGGUUUACUAUGGACGAUACAUCGCCCUGGUAAUGGCAGUCUUCUCCGUCUACACUGGUCUGGUCUACAACGAUGUCUUCUCAAAGUCCAUGACACUUUUCCGCAGUCAAUGGGAGUGGGAUGUUCCUGCCGACUACAAGGAAGGCAUGACUGUCGUGGCCAAGCUCAACACGGAGGGAUACAGGUAUCCGUUUGGUCUCGACUGGAUGUGGCAUGGAACUGAGAACGAUCUCCUAUUCAGCAACAGUUACAAGAUGAAGAUGAGUAUCAUCCUUGGUUGGGCUCAUAUGACCUACUCGCUCUGCUUCGCCUACAUCAACGCAAGACACUUCAAGCGCCCUAUCGACAUCUACGGCAACUUCAUCCCAGGCAUGAUCUUCUUCCAGUCUAUUUUUGGAUACUUGGUUGUCUGCAUUAUCUACAAAUGGUCCGUCAACUGGUUUGAUCCAACCAACCCGAGACAGCCCCCUGGUCUGUUGAACAUGUUGAUCUACAUGUUUCUUCAACCUGGAGUCCUAGAUGUUCAGCUCUACCCUGGUCAGAAGCAGGUACAGGUUGUUCUCUUGCUCCUCGCCUUCAUCCAAGUUCCAAUCCUCCUGUUCUUGAAGCCAUUUUACCUGCGCUGGGAGCACAACCGUAUUCGAGCCAAGGGUUAUCGCGGAAUUGGCGAGCAAUCACGUGUUAGUGCCUUAGACGGCGAUGAGGAUGAGAAUGGACACGCUGGACGUCAUAGCGUAGCCAGUGACGACGAGGGCGUUGCCAUGAUCACCCAAAAUCUCGACGAUGAGGAGCACGAGGAAUUCGAAUUUAGCGAGGUCAUGAUUCACCAGGUCAUCCACACGAUUGAAUUCUGCUUGAACUGCGUGUCCCAUACCGCUUCAUACCUCCGUCUCUGGGCGCUGUCGCUGGCCCAUCAGCAGCUGAGUGCCGUGCUGUGGUCGAUGACGCUUGGCCCUGCCCUCAAGAUGUCCGGUGUCACCGGUGUCAUCAUGGUCGUGGUCACUUUCUACAUGUUUUUCGCUCUCAGCUGCAUCAUUCUGAUCAUCAUGGAGGGUGUGUCUGCUAUGCUUCACUCUCUGAGACUGGCGUGGGUUGAGUCCUUCUCCAAGUUCGCAGAGUUUGGAGGAUGGCCGUUCGCGCCGUUCUCUUUCAAGCAGUUCCUCGAGGAGUCGGAGGAGCUGAAGGAGUUCAUGGGCUAA